AUGGUGCUUCUCCUUCCCUCUCCUGCUGGAGUAGUGAGUUCUCAUUGCAAACAUGCUCUUGCUUCCCAUGUUGUUGCUGAUCUUGACCUUGGGUUUGAGUUUAUUGAUUCUGAUGAAGAUGAGCACAUUGAGCACGAUUUCAAAGCAUUCGAAUACAAAUUAGCGGGGUGUGGCGUUGAUUUUAAUUUUUUGUCUGAUUUCUGGCCCGAUACUGAGGAAAUAGGGUACGAGUACUACUAUGUGCAGUUCAAGAAGUACGGCAGUGAGUUGACUACUAGUGCUUGUAACUAUUAUUUCUCGGUUUCAUUGAUGCAUGAUAUCGUCACGCGGUUGCUAAUUGCUCAUGUCCCGUUUCGGACCUCCAUGACUUUGCGAGAAUUCGAGGAGUUAAUGCCGUUUGAUGCUGUGAUAGACAUUUUCGAGGUUCCAUAUUCCAAUGAUAUGCAAAUCCGAGAGAUUGGAGCACUUUGGACUUCGGCCGGUCAACUAAUCGACACCGGAACAAUUACAUACAAAGGAGAUUCUCUGAAGCCCUAUUGUUACUCCCAAAAGGGAUACAAGGAAGGCGUUCGAACUUGCUUCAUUGAACUUACUGGCUAA
This is a messenger RNA of Striga asiatica, 600 nucleotides long. Lineage: Eukaryota; Viridiplantae; Streptophyta; Magnoliopsida; Lamiales; Orobanchaceae. The record is from the annotation of a GenBank genome assembly.